UUUGACACUAGACGUAUCGAACUUGUUUGAUGUUUUAGUUGAGAGACUCAUAAAUACGUAAUACACUUGACAUUGGCGAAAUCUAAAAGGAAACGCCAUAAACCUAAGAGAUAGAUAAAUACGUGCGCGUGCGGUGAAAUAGAAGGUUUUCGUUUUUCUAACCCAUGAUUAAUAAAUUAGAUUUCGGAUUUUGAAUAAUAGCUCCUGCAGGAACCCGGCUUUGUAUUUUUAUUCGCUGUUUCUUUGUUGAAUUUGAUUGCAUCGUCUUUUUGAAGUGCUUUUCCACAACCACCGGUUUAUUAUUCAGUUUUUCUAUGAUGACGUCCAGGCAAGUAUUUAGCGAAAGCGAGAAGACCUUGCCUACAAGAAUUAAUUUUAAAAUAUAAUCUGCACAAAACUGCUACCAUGACAGCUAGUCAAAACACAAAAAAACUUUUCUGGAUACAGUUAACAGAAGAAUUCAAUUCAAUUGAAUCAAAUGCAAAGCGAAGUGAGGCCCAGCUCAAGAAGUGCUGGGAUAAUUUAAAAACACGGAGGAAGCACUUUUUAGCUAAUGAAAAGCGUCAGAGAAUGAAGACUGGUGGCGGACAGUGUGUUCCAAAUGAGCCACAGCCUGGUAGCAGCAAUGAGACCCUUAUUUUUGCUGAGGUUCUACUGGAUCAGAUUGAUGUGGAACUCAGGGGUGUCAUUGACAGUGAUACCAUUUACAGUUCUGAAGAUAUUGCAAUGGAGCUUGAAACAUCAGUUCCAGCAGCAGCGCAACCACAACAGAAUGAUGAAGUUCUGAGUGUAAGCUGUGCAAGAUCAUCAGCUGAAGAAUGAGGGUAAUUCAGGAGGAAUUUAAGUUUAGAAAAGAAUCUUAUGAAAAGAAAGAGAGAAGAGAAGAUGAACUCUUUCAAUUCCAAAAAAAGGAAAGAGAGUGGAUGAUGAAGGCAGCAGAAGAAGUAUAUCUAAAAGCAAAGGCUGAGAGGGAAGCUGCAGAGGAUAUUAAAAAAUAUAAUCGGGCUAAAAGAGAUUGUAGUGAAAAAUAAUUUAAAUAAAUAACUCAUAAUCA
Molecule: messenger RNA, 1054 nt
Organism: Bombyx mori (domestic silkworm)
Lineage: Eukaryota; Metazoa; Arthropoda; Insecta; Lepidoptera; Bombycidae
Exons: 5
Coding region: 406-822 (138 amino acids)
Source: RefSeq, a predicted model, not a curated record